This is a messenger RNA of Cyphellophora attinorum, 1068 nucleotides long. Its product is annotated as putative oxido YrbE. Gene Ontology annotation, molecular function: nucleotide binding. The coding region runs from base 1 to 1068 and encodes 355 amino acids. The transcript has a single exon. NCBI's taxonomy places the organism in Eukaryota, Fungi, Ascomycota, Eurotiomycetes, Chaetothyriales, Cyphellophoraceae. The record is from RefSeq and is a predicted model, not a curated record.
AUGGGCUCGCUCGGUGACACGCCGAUUGCAGUCGUCGUGAUUGGCGCCGGAAACAUCGGUUCGCAUCACGCAGAAUUGGUAGACGGUUCUCAGGAAGCUCGUCUCGUUGCGAUUGUAGAUCCAUCAGACAAUGGACAGGCUCUUGCAGCGCGAUUUGCUUGCGCAUACUUCCACGACACAACAUCACUUCUCAGGUCAGGACUUUUCAUCGAUGCUGCCAUAAUCUGCACGCCAAACAAGACACAUGCUACCAUCGCAGGGCUGCUUUCCGAACACGGCGUUCAUAUCCUUCUUGAGAAACCAAUAACAACCACAAUCGAAGACGGGAUCAGACUCUUGGAGACAUGCCGACAUAACAAUACUCGCAUGUGUGUCGGUCAUCACCGCCGAUGUCAUGCAUCGAUUCGAGCUGCCAAGCAUGCCCUUGACUCUGGAGCGAUCGGUCGUUGCAUCGGUGUUUCAGGCGUUUGGGUGGCGCUCAAGACGCAAGCAUACUUCGACGGCCCAGGCCACUGGCACCGUGACAGCUCUGGGGAUAUUCUGCUCGUGAAUCUGAUCCAUGAGGUGGACUUGCUGCAGUACCUGCUGGGCCCGAUUGUUAGAGUCCACGCUGAACGAGCUGCAUCUACACGCGGAUAUAGGGGCGAAGAAGGCGCAGCCGUGACGCUGCGUUUUGGAAGUGGCGUGGUAGGAACCUUUCUGGCCCUGGACAAUGCCGCUUCACCUUUCAACAUCGAGGCCGGAACGGGUGAGAGCGACCAGUAUCCGUAUACAGCCCAAGACUGCUAUCGACUGUUUGGAACCAAAGGCGCGUUGUCAGUGCCUGAUGGAAGGCUUUGGCAACCGGCACACCUUGAUCAAGGUCGAAAGAGUCAAUGGAUGGAUUCGCGCCUCAACAUCAAUGGCAAGGAGGUAUAUGGAGAACAGCUUCGAAACUUCGUCGCUGUUGUCAGAGGAUCUGAAGCUCCGGUGUGUACUGGUGACGAUGGUCUGUCGGCAGUAGUUGUGUGCGACGCAAUCCGAGAAUCGAUCCAGACUGGUUUGCCCAUAAUGCUGCAGGGAACAUAG